Schistosoma haematobium is the source of this 2019-nucleotide messenger RNA. RefSeq lists its product as uncharacterized. Lineage: Eukaryota; Metazoa; Platyhelminthes; Trematoda; Strigeidida; Schistosomatidae. The coding region runs from base 142 to 1683 and encodes 513 amino acids. The transcript is spliced from 6 exons. Gene Ontology annotation, molecular function: protein binding. The record is from RefSeq and is a predicted model, not a curated record.
AUUACACAGUCCGUUUAGAAUUGCCUAAUUGAUAAUAAUACUGUUACAUUUACGCGGAUUUAUUAAAUACUGUAUAUUUUAUUGGAUUUAUAGUUAUUCCGUACAAAAUAAGAAAUUUAAUCAGAAAAUCCUUUGAAACAAAUGAAUGAAUCAAAUAUGUUAUAUCAUCGUCCAUUAUAUCCACGUAUGGGUGUACAACAUAUACAUAAAGAAUUUAUUAAAUUAGGAACAAAAUUUGAAAAUGAGAAUUCAACUAUCAUAAUGAAAAAUUAUAAUUCUAAUAAAUUUUUAAAAAAAAAUUCCAUAUCACUAAUUGAACAACAAAAAAAAGAGAAUAAUAAAUUACAAGAGAAAUUGAAAACAAUGAAAAAUGGACAAAUAUUACUGAACACAAUUAUGCCAACUACAAGACAACCAAUUAAAGCAAAGCAUGUAUUACGCAAUCAAGAUAUAUCUGAGUUAAAUACGUCCAUGAGAAAUGAACAGAAUCCUUGUAAUAGUUCAAUUACUGAUGAUGUUAAUUGUUGGAGGACAACUAACUGUGAUGCAACUGAAUCAAAAAAGGUUGUACAUAGUCGUUCGGUUGUAUCAUCACCAACUGAUUCAUGUUCUUGUCAAACAAUAAAAAUAUGUCCUAAUCCAGAUAUACAAAGAAGAGUUAGUACAGAUGGUGUUUCAUUGACAAAAUCACCAAGAUUCACAGAUUUAAGUUGGAGUAAUGAUAAAUCCACACCAGCAAAGCGACAGAAUAUAGAGCAUUCCUGUAUACCACCGGAUGUGGAUCUAUCGAAUAGAUGUCAUAUUACAUUUAUUCCCCAUUCAGUUAGAUGUUUUCAAUCAGGUAUUCUCUUUUUUUCUAUUCAAAAAAUCAAUAGAAACGACCAAUUGUCAGAACAUUCACUAAAUUUUUCAAUCAAUCAAAUCCCCACAAGUGAUUAUGCGUCAAUGAAUUCUCUCAACACCAAUUCUUGUUUAUCAUCAUCACAAUCUAGUUUGAAAAAACAAACUGUUUCUUUAAAAAGACGUAGCCGAUGGAGUAUUGAUAUAACAAAACGAUCUACACGUCGUAGUAGUACUGGAAGUUUAAAAGUGAAACAAUUAGAUAUUGAACAAAACAAUAAGAAUUUAAAUGUAAAAGAUACAAUUCUAGAGUCAAAAUUAGAACGUUCUGAUCUAUUUAAAGUAAUUAGACGAUCAGCACGUCGAACAUUAAGUAGUUUAUGUAAUGUAUUACGAUAUUCUAAUCCAAAUUUGGCAACUGCCUUAAAUAAUUCAAAUAUAAAUGACCAUUAUACAAGUUCUGAUCCUGUUCAAUUUGAUGAACACCAUAUUGAUACUUCUUUAUCCACACAAUCAGUUGAAGUAAAUGAUCUAGUAAAAGAAAACAUUCAUAACAGUCUUAAUUCACAGAAUAACACUGUUUUAUCACGAUUUGUAACAUUGAAAAGACCUGAUUUAAAUGAACCAUUCGGUUUAUUCGUGAUCAAAUCUGAACAAGGUUAUCGUAUUACUCGUUUAUCAGAACGAUUCAUUCAAAAUAAUCCAACGAAUCAAAUAUCUAUUGGUGAUGAAAUUAUUCAAGUAAAUAAAAUUGAUUCAAUUAAAUUUACUAUUCAUGAAUUACAAGAAUUAUUUCAAAAAAGUCAAACACUUUUAUUGACAAUUAUUCAUCCAUUACAUUAACUAGAUCUCUUAUCCUACCAUUUAUCGGUACUCAUUUAAUCUAUCAAUAAGUAAAGAUCACUAUGCGAAGGGGUUUUGUGGAGAUUGUAGCAAUUUCAAUUGACUCAUGAUCUCAACUUUUGAAAGUGAAGAUCAAUUUGAAAAUCACAUUGUAUCAUUCUAUUAAGUGAUAGUUUACAAUAGUUUAUAUAUAGAGUUCUAUAUUCAAAUGUUCAUCUCAAAGUUUUACCUGUUUUAUUAUUACUAUUAUCAAAUAGUUUGAUGGUUUAUUUUGUAAACAUUUACUUAUUUAUUUUUCUAUUUAUUUUGUAACUUUUCAUUAUUAUUACUUUUGUG